This is a messenger RNA of Colletotrichum godetiae, 462 nucleotides long. RefSeq lists its product as uncharacterized. The record is from RefSeq and is a predicted model, not a curated record. The transcript has a single exon. Bases 1 to 462 code for a protein of 153 amino acids. NCBI's taxonomy places the organism in Eukaryota, Fungi, Ascomycota, Sordariomycetes, Glomerellales, Glomerellaceae.
AUGUCUGACGAUGACUUUUCCUGGUACUGGCCUUUCUCUGUGCCGGACAUUCAGGAAUCAACCCGGCCGUUCAUGCCGGAACAGACUCUAUGCAUUAGCUGCGACACCCGCCGCGCCCGCGUCUGUGCUUUUCAAGCAGGCAAAGAGAACGACGCCUCUCUCUAUAAUGAUGAAAACAAAAUAGGGGUCCUGCGAUUGCACCACAAGGAUCAACUUGAAAGCUUUCCCUCGCUGGAUGCCGGCUGGGCUGCUGCCAAGGAGGUCGAGUUGAUGGCUAUCUGCCGCGUGCGGAACUACGAAAGGACCUUUGAUGAUAUCCGCCCAAUUGCGGCCACAGAGGAGUAUGUUGUGCUGUGGGUGGAGUGGAUCGACGGGGUUGCGUACCGCCUCGCUAGCGGACAUGCCGACAAGGCGGCGUGGGAGGGGCUGCCUCUAGAGGAUGUAUCUUUGAUUCUGGGGUGA